Messenger RNA from Harpegnathos saltator (Jerdon's jumping ant), 5763 nucleotides. Its product is annotated as leucine repeat adapter protein 25. The transcript is spliced from 3 exons. The record is from RefSeq and is a predicted model, not a curated record. Lineage: Eukaryota; Metazoa; Arthropoda; Insecta; Hymenoptera; Formicidae. Bases 2552 to 4363 code for a protein of 603 amino acids.
GACGGAGGAGGAGAUACUGGAUCGGAGAUACCUCCUGGGCUCUCGGGUUCGUCUCUGCUCUAGCUUUACCUGUCCGAAGGCAUUCGGUGCGCGUCGCUUGAGGUUGUUUCUCGUGGGUUCUCGUGGGCGCGACUCGUGACGGAGUGUUUUCGCGCUCGGCUCGCCCGUUGUGUUGCUGAAGAGCGGGAUUAUUAGACGAAGAAGGAGAGAGAGAGAGAGAGAGAGAGAGAGAGAGAGAGAGAGGGAGAGAGAGAGAGAGAGAGCGAACUCAUCGAAUGCUCGUUUCCACCAGCCGAUGCUCGUGUGUGCUUCGAUAAAGCGUUAUCAGCGAGGAGGGAACGUUCGUCGGGGAAAACGAGCGUUUACCUCGUUUAUUCUGGUGCGUUAGAAACCGCGAUGCCGCGAAGAUCUCGUGGCAUUUUGGUGCGCUGAAAGGUGGAAGGCGCGAUGUGACGUCGCACGCGCGCGCGCGCGCGCGAGACGCGGAGGUGAGACGGUGAUGUGCGAUCGAGGAUGAAGUCAUAUGUGUCGGAUACGUCGUCGUGUUUUCUUCGUUUCGGAAUGAUAAUACGUGACAUCAGUCGUUCUCGAGUGCUUAUCGCGCGCUACGUUGAUAAGACGUGUGCUCACCUGUGAAUCGUUCCUUUCAGCGACGACAAAGAGCGACUCGAUCGUCCUAGAUUUUCAAUGCGAGUGCGUUCGCGAGGUCGCGAGAGAGGAGCGAAGAGGAGCCGGGAGGCAGGAGAGGAAGCAUCAGCAGUCAGACUCGGACGGACUCGUGAUCAGCAUCUGUUCGUUCGCGAGCAAUUGCCGCACGCUGCACUUGGCAGUCCGCGAUAGAAAGUUUAUUCGCGUGGCGCGAUAAGCCGCAGACUGCGCUGCCUUCGCGAAGGCAGCGGGAACGUCUCUUCGUGCAAAGGAAAGCACGAGCGAUCGAGAUAGAAAGGCGGCUAUCGAGGCCGUAACAGAGACAUCCCGAUGAUCGAGCUGAAUGGGAGAGCCGAGAGGAGAAAGGAAUAAAACGGAAACAGCGGGAAACUUUAGUCGAAAAUCCAAGACCCCGCGUGCUGCCGGCCACGGCAGGAGGAUCGUUAACGAACCGAUGUAUCCGGGGAAUACACCUACGACGUGUAGUAUCCCGCAGCUGCAGAAUUGUAUGCAAAAGGCGUAUCGCAAACGCGCGGUUUCGCAAACGCGGCUCGCGAGCGAGCGAGCGAGCCGGCAGGAAGAAGAAUUUCGGCAAGCGGAGACGUCGAGCUACCAGUCCCCAUUAGCGGACCUGCGUGCGUAAGGAAAAAAAAAAAGAUUCCGACGGCGGAAAUUGUAUGCAAAAUCACAUUAGAGCAUCGCGAUCGCGAGCCGCUUGCGGGUAAAGAGGACGAGGUGGAGGAGAAACGAGACAGAGAGAGAGAGAGAGAGAGAGAGAGAAGCGGCGAAGAAAAAGAGAAACAAACGCUCGCGAUUGAGGGGACGCGGCAAGAUUGCGUGUGGAUUUCGCUGGCGCAACAUGGCCUAGAGACAUGUGCAGCGUUGCGCAACACUCGUGUCAUCCCUGAUAGCCCGCUACUUGACGAAACGCCGCGACGACGAGGCGUGUGGGUCAACGUUGAUCGAGCGGAACGUCGCGACCGCUGCGCCCGCAAGAGGAAACUCCCUCUCGGAGGGGGCACUCAAUCUUGUUAUCAUCGCUUUAUCUCUCGCCCUGCAGCCGGGAUCAAAUAUUGCCGUGACAAAUAUUGAAUCGGCACGUGUCCGAGGAAUUCGCGCCGGGGAAUUCCACGGGCGAUCCGACACCGCCGGCGCGAAGUGCGUCGCGAGAGACGUUUGUCUUUGGCAAACAGCAGACGCCUCGUUCACAGCGAAGUACAUCACGGCGUUUGGUACAUUCCGACGACUUGAAGACGACGGGAUCGCGUGAUAAGGACAACGAUAAUCGUCGCUUAUCUCGUCGUUAUCUCUCUGGCGAAAAGUUUCACGGAGCGGCUGUUCUUGUCCAUCCAACCAUCUCCCUCUCUCUUCCUCUCACGUGGCCGCGGGUGAAGGUACCUCGCGUUACCACUGACAUUUUAGUCGUUGCGAAGUAACACGCCGCCUUGUGUACCUUUACGAAAUUACGAGGAGCGCGCGAGCGCGCGCCGGGUCAAUCGGUCGAAAAAGCGGCGCGGGGUUUGCUCGCGAUGAUAAUCGCGAGGCUAUCUUCCACACCUGAACCUUUCGUCACGGGUUCGUUGCCGGCUCGUUCUCACGCCUCCGCCGAGUGCUGCGCAUAUUUUUCCAGCGAGCAGUCCGGAGUCUAGCCUCCUUGUGAGCGCAGGAAAUCGCCGGGCAUGGCGUGAAACCGGCGCGCUGCGCCUGGCCAAUGAAAAUGCAGUCGUGCGGGUGAUCUAUUGUCCCGGGUGAAGCUGAUUUCGAGAACUUCGCAUCAAGCCGAUACCUGUACCUUCAGGUGGCCUGCGUGGCUCACGCGCUCUCAUUGUUGCACGCUCGAAAUCGUGUCACCGUGGAGAAUGCGAUAGUCGACUUAUAAGACCCGAGCGGGAAAAACAGCGGAAUGCAGCUGGCGACCAGUCAGAGGCCUCACCCGCCUCCGGUGCCACCUCGGCCGAGUCGACAGGUGGUUGCAGAGGCCCUUAAGAGAUCGCCAAGGCCGCCCUGUCCCAUCAGACAGGCCCCGCCGCCGCCGCCGAACACGAAGCCCUGGAGAUCCAAUCAGCAGCAGCAGCAGCAGCAACCUCAGCAGCAACAGCAACAACAACAGGUGUCGCCAACAGGCGGCCGUACAAUCGUGUACGAGUCCACGAAGGAGUGUUUGAAGGACAGCAAGGACGAAAGCGUGUUCAACGAUAAGAAGCAACAGGACCACCGCAAGCAGAACGCGAGCAUUAACAGGAAUGCCGAGGACAACUGUUCAGAGAAUCCCACGGCGGAUCGGCGCAGGUCGAGUGAUGGCAAGGUCCUGGCCUCGUCUCACGACCAUCAGCAGCAGCAACAUGAAGGUUCAAGCAUCUCGGAGAAAUCUCAGGCGUUUUACUCCGUAGGAAACCUCGCGGGCAACGUGCUGCGCAAGCGAGACAGCCUGACCGAAGAGCAACGGCCGCGCAGGCCAUCGGAGAUUCGAAGGAACUCCCGCGGCAAGGACCAGGUUCAUCCAGCGGACCAUCGAACUUGGUACAAGGACUCAGCCGGCAUAGAGCAACGGAAAGAAGACGCGGUAGUUCCGACGGAGAAGGUCGAAAUGGCGGUGGUCAGCUCGAGAGAUCGGCUGGAGGCGACGUCGAGGCCGCCGCCGCCGCCGCCGGUGGCUGCCAGGACCAACGUGUCCUUCGAGGACGAAUGUCGCGCGUCUUCCGGUCCAGAUUUCGCUGGCGGGCAAGUCGCAGUGAGUCACUCGGAAAAAUGCAGCCCCGAGAGAGAGGCGAACGGCCACGAUGCUCGGUCGACGCCCACGUGCAGAUUGUGCCCUGGUGAACAGCAGCAGCAGCAGCAGGAAGCGUCCUUGGCGAGUGAAAAGGCUAUCAGGAACAGCGCCGAGGUUGCGAUCGAGAGAUCAGGCGGCGGCGACAUCCCGAACGUUGACCGCGCCGCGACAGUGCUGGUCGUCGACGGCGACGAAGCAGAGCGUAAAAUCGCGCUCGACGAUGACGACGACAACAACGACAACGACAGCGACAACAACAUCCACCGGCAGGAUUGGCUGGAGGCGGGGAUCCGUUACUCCUCCACGCAGAUCACCCUGCACGGCGACGGCGACGGCGACGGCGUCGGCGACGAGGACCGCGUCAACGGCUACGAUCAUCGCGAGGAGGAGAGAAUUACCGACCUUGAUUUCAUCAGCAUACAAGAAAGGAUCGCGAUGUCUUCCCUGCAAGGAUUACCUCCGUUACCGAGGAGUCUGAGCGGCUUCAACCUGAGCGGCGGACGUGGCGAGAGCGGAGAGCCGCCUCCACCGCCCACGAGGUCGUCCAGUAAAUCCCAGAGAGGCGGUAAAACGUCGGUGCAGUCGUCGUCGAGGCCGUCGCCACCUGCCAGGCAACUCACCACCCUGGACACUCAGCUGGCGGUGCUCAGGAGAGAAAUGUUUGGCCUGCGGCAGCUCGACCUCUCGCUACUGUCCCAGCUGUGGUCCCUGAACGAGUCGAUCCAAGAGUUCCGGCAACUGCUGCAGGAGCAGGAGGACCGGGCGCCCUCGCCGUCCCCCAGCAGCGAGGAAGGGGACGACACGUCGUACGGAGCGCAUCCGCCGCCGCCGCCGAGGCGGCCAGCGCCCACGCUGCACCAUCAUCGACCACCGCGACCACCCAGACCACCCAGGCCGUCACCCAGCGACGAGUCGCCGUCGAGCGAGGAGUACGGGGCCGUUUGACGUAUCGUCACCGAGAGGAAGAAACACACCAGGCGGUCCCGGUCGUAUCAACGUCCCUAACAUGUCCCGGGCGCCGGUUGCUUCAGAACGCGAGAGAAAGUCUCGGGACCAAUGUGGACACCGAGACAACGACGAUGACGCCGUAAUCUCGAGCGUUUUGUUAGCCCGACAACACCGGAGAGGACCGGUGGUCGAUAGAAUGACGUCCCGCGAUCGCGAAUUAUAUAGUGAUCCCAGCGAAAGUACCUGCGAGACACCGCUCGAAGAGCCAUUCGAGAUCGCGAUCUAUGCUUGCCCUUUUUCUCUCGUCGAGUCGCAAUUGAGGUUGACGAUCGCAGCCGACCUGCGAGGUAGCUUGCGAAGUCGCGAUCGCGCGAACGAUGCUGUCCACGCGACUGUGCGGGGGAAACUAGAUCGCUUCUCGUCAGCCGUCGCUCAAGGAGCCAUUCGCGAGACACUUCGCGAUCUCAGACACUGCGCGCUGCGGCGCGCUUUGGCGACCGAUUGGACCUAUGAUCGAGUCGAGUCGACUCGAGUUCGCUUCGCGUGUGCAUGCACGAUGCGGCAAUCACGGCUUCACGGUGUCGCCGGGGAAAGAGUGUCGAUUUGCCAAUUUGCGACAACGACGUUCCGCGUACGUGCGCGUCGCGCACUCUGGACAAGGAGAGACUCUCGAUUGCCGCGAGCGAGCGACAGGGAGAGAGAGCGAGCUGAUUUCAGCUCGACGCGCACUCCUCUCCACUUGUGAUAGCGCUCGAAGGGGCCUUUGAUUAAUUGAUAAUCGCGUCCGUUUGGGCGGAUUAAGAUUCCUCCGAGACUUCCUCGCUCCGCCAGGGGCGAGCGACCUUAAUCGAUCCGAGCCCGCUGCACCGCGCGCGAUCCUUCGAGAUUCGCUUGCCAAAUGUCCUUGGCCCUUAUUACUCGUUUGAUCCUGCGUGUUUUUUAUACCGUCGCGUCCGUCGUUAAGCUUCUAUCUUCCUGGAAUUGUAUCCCCUUGUACACGUUCGCCGACACCUGUCGGCUCCACACACGAAUCGUCCCUCGCGCAGCCAUCUUAUGACACGAUUGUACAUCUGCGCGAACGACAUUCACCGAAUCGACAGUCGUCGGUGAGUUUGUACGGAAUAAUGGCGAGCCCUCGGUCGACGUCGUACACGCGGACGCGCAGCAAGUGUCGUGUUCUCGGGAGAGUCGGGGGCAUCGCGCGACUUUCCGGCGCACCUUGCAAGCAUGUCGCCCGCCGACCUGAGCCGACACGAGCGUCCGCGCGCGCGCGCGCGGCGCUCCUGGGUGAACUAGAAUCCUCAAUGUUCCGCGACGUCCUUUCGCGUAGAUUAGCUCGAGCUGUGUGUAAAGAUACGUAAGAUUAUGCGAAAUAAAUGAGACUUAAUUUAAAUACA